AUGCGCCUUCACCUGGUUCGUGCCAUAGGAAGGCCGGCGACACUUCAACUCAAAUCAACCCUCGGAAGGUUACAAUGCCGGUUCAACUCUCAGGCCUCUUCCGUUUCCGCCUCCUCAAAGGAGGCCCUUGAGCGCAUCCGCAACAUCGGCAUCUCGGCGCACAUCGACAGCGGCAAGACGACGCUCACCGAGCGGGUCCUCUUCUACACCGGGCGCAUUGACGCGAUGCACGAGGUGCGCGGCAAGGACCAGGUGGGCGCGAAGAUGGACUCGAUGGAGCUGGAGCGGCAGCGGGGCAUCACCAUUCAGUCGGCGGCGACGUACGCCACCUGGGCCGGUCACAACAUCAACAUCAUCGACACGCCCGGCCACGUCGAUUUCACGGUGGAGGUGGAGCGGGCGCUGCGUGUCCUCGACGGCGCCAUCCUGGUGCUCUGCGCCGUGGGCGGCGUCCAGUCGCAGACGCUGACAGUGACGCGGCAGAUGAAGCGCUACAACGUCCCCUGCGUAGCCUUCAUCAACAAGCUGGACCGGAUGGGCGCCGAUCCGGGCCGGGUGCUGGAGCAAGUGAGGGGGAAAAUCGGCUACAAUGCCGCCUUCAUGAACAUUCCUAUCGGCGUGGAGAGCCACUGUAAGGGACUGGUGGACCUGAUCGGGCAGAAGGCGGUGUACUUUGAUGGGAAGAAUGGUGAAAUCCUCCGCUACGAUUCGAUUCCCAAGGAGAUGGCAAGCGAAUCGGUGGACCGGCGGCAGGAGCUGGUGGAGGCGGUCUCCAAUGUGGACGACCAGCUGGGGGAGAUGUUCCUCGAGGAGCGGAAGCCCACUGAUGAGCAGCUGAUGGCGGCCAUCCGGCGGACCACCAUCCAGCGCAAGUUUGUGCCCGUCUUCACCGGCACCGCCCUCAAGAACAAGGGCAUCCAGCCGCUGCUGAACGGCGUCGUCGACUUUCUGCCCAACCCCGCGGAGGUGAAGAACUACGCCUUCAUACAGAAGGUGGGCGAAAAGUCAGUCGAAGGCGAAGGCGAAGAAACAGCCGCUCAGAGGAUCGAAAUGAACCCCGAGCGGGAGACGGCCCGCGAGCACACCUUCGUCGGCCUCGCCUUCAAGCUGGACGCCACCCGCUUCGGCCAGCUCACCUACAUGCGCAUGUACCAGGGCUCGGUCAGGCGGGGCGACUACAUAUGGAACGCCCGCACCGGCAAGAAGGUGAAGGUCUCGCGGCUGGUCCGCAUGCACGCCAACGAGAUGGUCGACAUUGAGGAGGCACUGGCCGGUGACAUUGCCGCCCUCUUCGGCAUUGACUGCGCCUCCGGUGACACCUUUGUCUCGGACCGCAGUGCCGCCAUCUCCAUGGAGUCCAUCUUCGUCCCCGACCCGGUCAUCUCGAUGUCCAUCAAGGCGACGGCGAAGGAGUCGAUGGACUCCUUCAGCAAGGCCAUCCACCGCUUCACCAAGGAGGACCCCACCUUCACCUGCGCCUGGAACGCCGACAACAAGGAGAUGAUUGUCAGUGGGAUGGGCGAGCUCCACCUGGAGAUCUACGCGCAGCGCAUGGAGCGCGAGUACGCCUGUCCGGUGGUGCUGGGCAAGCCGAAGGUCGCCUUUCGGGAGUCCCUUAGUCGGCCACUGCGCUUCAACUACCUCCACAAGCGGCAGUCGGGCGGGGCGGGCCAGUACGGGGCGGUCAUCGGCCUGCUGGAGCCGCUGCCCAUUGAGCAGAACACGAAGUUGGCCUUCAGCGACGAGACGAGCGGCCCCAACGUGCCGAAGUGCUUCGUGCCGGCCAUCAGGAAGGGAUUCGAGGAGAUGUGCGAGCGGGGGCCGCUGACCGGGCACAAGAUCACCGGGGUGAAGUUUCGCCUGCAGGACGGCAAGCACCACAUUGUCGACUCCAGUGAUAUUGCCUUUCAGCUGGCGGCGCAGGGCGCUAUGAAGCAGGCCUUCGAGUCAGGCAGCUGGAUGAUCCUGGAGCCGAUCAUGCACGUGGAGGUGAGCGCCCCCGCCGAGUACCAGGGCGACCUGAUUGGGCUGAUGACGCGGCGGAACGGCCUCCUCCAGGCCACCAAUGAGAUUGACAGCUACUUUGUGGCUAAUGCCGAGAUACCCCUGAACGACAUGUUCGGCUUCGCCACCGAGCUGCGCACGCUGACCCAGGGCAAGGGCGAGUACACGAUGGAGUACUCGCGGUACUCGCCGACGCGUGGAGACGUGCAGAAGGGCCUACUGGAUGCCUACCAGCAGCAGCUGGCCGCUGAGGCGGCUGCCACCGCUUCAAAGGCCAGCAAGAAGAACUGA
Messenger RNA from Rhagoletis zephyria (snowberry fruit fly), 2295 nucleotides. The record is from RefSeq and is a predicted model, not a curated record. NCBI's taxonomy places the organism in Eukaryota, Metazoa, Arthropoda, Insecta, Diptera, Tephritidae.